UGGUCCAAUUCUAACGAAACGAUGGAGAGAUCGAACACGAAAGCUAGGAAGAGGAACCUUCUGGAAUGGACCAAUCUCUUCAUGGUUUUCAGGAUUUUAUACUUGAAAGAUUUUCGCAAACUGUAACCAUCAUUUUCGAAAUUCAGUCCAGAAGGGACAAAUUUCAGAGAGGCAGAGAUUUUCUCCAUUUCAAUUUAGCUUCUCGAUUCUGGAAUGUCUUCACCUGCCGAAUACUAUCACUCUCUUCCACCUAUAAGCAAGGCUUAUGGGACCAUGUGCCUACUUUUCACUGCGGCAUAUCAACUUGGGAUAUUUGAUGUGUUUCAUAUUGCAUUGGUGUAUAAACUUGUAUUCUCACACUUUCAGGUCUGGAGGCUCUUUACAAACUUCUUUUUUCUUGGAAAAUUUUCCAUCAAUUUUGGAAUUCGCCUCUUAAUGAUAGCAAGGUAUGGUGUUCAACUUGAGAAGGGACCAUUUGAGAGGCAUACAGCAGACUUUUUGUGGAUGAUGCUAUUUGGAGCCUUUUGCAUGCUAGUAUUAGCUGCCAUUCCUAUAUUUUGGGCCCCUUUCUUGGGGAUAUCACUUGUUUUCAUGCUUGUCUAUGUAUGGAGUAGAGAAUUCCCAAAUGCCCAGAUCAACAUAUAUGGUCUUGUGACUCUUAAGGCAUUUUAUCUUCCAUGGGCGAUGCUUGGUUUAGAUGUCAUUUUUGGUUCCCCUCUUAUGCCGGAUCUAAUGGGAAUCAUUGCAGGGCAUCUAUAUUACUUUUUGACUGUUUUGCAUCCACUUGCAACGGGAAAGACCUUAUUAAAGACUCCAAGAUUGGUACAUAAACUGGUUGCAAGAUGGAGAAUAGGAGCUCCAGCACCAGGGGCCCCAACAAACAAUCGGGUGGAACCUGAAAGAAAUACUGGUGUGGCUUUCAGAGGGAGAUCGUACCGACUAAGUGAUUGAUUAAUGCUCCUCUAUUACGUAUUUCUGGAUUACAACAUUACCUUUUGCAACAUUCUCAUCAGUUCUUCAGAUGAUGCGGCUAACACAGAGAGCAAAGUGUUUGAUUUAGAGUGUAGGGAUUUAUAAGAAGGUUCUGGCUUUUUCUAUUCAACAGCAUAACGUUUUUCAUUUUUUGUAAACUUGUGUCCCUUAGAUUGUUGAAUGGUUAAACAACUGAAGGGACAGAUAAGCGGUUGAUGGCAAUGAAAGGCCUUUUAUUUUUUACC
This is a messenger RNA of Manihot esculenta (cassava), 1217 nucleotides long. RefSeq names its product derlin-1. Gene Ontology annotation, cellular component: endoplasmic reticulum membrane; Hrd1p ubiquitin ligase ERAD-L complex. The transcript has 7 exons. The record is from RefSeq and is a predicted model, not a curated record. Gene Ontology annotation, molecular function: misfolded protein binding; ubiquitin-specific protease binding. Gene Ontology annotation, biological process: endoplasmic reticulum unfolded protein response. The coding region runs from base 214 to 951 and encodes 245 amino acids. NCBI's taxonomy places the organism in Eukaryota, Viridiplantae, Streptophyta, Magnoliopsida, Malpighiales, Euphorbiaceae.